Messenger RNA from Penicillium angulare, 1383 nucleotides. RefSeq lists its product as uncharacterized. NCBI's taxonomy places the organism in Eukaryota, Fungi, Ascomycota, Eurotiomycetes, Eurotiales, Aspergillaceae. Gene Ontology annotation, cellular component: nucleus; cyclin/CDK positive transcription elongation factor complex. The coding region runs from base 1 to 1383 and encodes 460 amino acids. Gene Ontology annotation, molecular function: cyclin-dependent protein serine/threonine kinase activator activity. The transcript has a single exon. Gene Ontology annotation, biological process: positive regulation of DNA-templated transcription, elongation; regulation of transcription by RNA polymerase II. The record is from RefSeq and is a predicted model, not a curated record.
AUGGAGUCCACGGCCUCCCCCGCGCCAUCAAAGCACCAGAUUCCCGGCGUGGCUAACCCUGUUGUGGCAGCAGCCGAGCAAAAAUGGUUGUUUCCAGAAGGAGAUCUAGAGCGCACGCCCUCGCGCCUCGAUAAAAUCGAUCGUGAGAAGGAGGAUUACAUUCGACACCGGGCUGUUGAGUUCAUCUGGCAGGUUAGCAUGAUGUUGAAAAUGCCGCCGCAGACCUCCAUGACCGCUACCGUUUUCAUGCACCGGUUCCUGAUGCGCUACUCGCUACGCGGACAAUACCCAGAUCAAGCGCCCGAGUUAAUGCACCCGAAAGUUAUUGCGGCUGUGGCGCUGUUUGUCGCAUUCAAGGUGGACGAGACCAUGCGUCGCAUGAAAGACUUCGUCGUGGCUUGUUGCCGUGUGGCCAUGAAGCAGCCUGAUCUAAUUGUCGACGAACAGUCAAAGGACUACUGGAAGUGGCGUGACCUAAUUCUACAGAACGAAAGCGUGAUGCUCGAGUACCUUUGCUUCGACCUACAGAUCGAGUCGCCCUAUCGCAUUUUGUGGGAAUACUCUCAGUUCCUCAAUGUCACCGAAAACAGACCCCUCAGACAUUCUGCCUAUGCCUUCCUCAACGACUCAACAUACACUGUCCUCUGUCUACAAUUCCCUUCCCGAGUUAUCGCUGCCGCAGCCCUUUACGCCGCAGCGCGUCACUGCCAAGUUACUUUCCCAGAUGACCACAAGGGCCGUUCAUGGUGGGAACAGAUUGGCGUGCGUGUCGAGGACCUGGUCAGCGCGUGCAAGCUUAUUGUACAAAUAUACGAGCGUGUACAGCAAAACUUAAGCAAAGGCUAUCCCGACUUCGCUAUCGGCGACGCCUCCGACCCCAACGAUCCCACUCGUCUCUUCCACAGCAACCCUACCUCCGCUCCUGACCUGACAUCUUCUCUUUCCACUCCCGCGGCUGACUCCCCCGCUGGAAAUGGGCGCAAACGCUCCCGUGAGCCAGACUCUCAAUUCUCUGCAAAUCACCACCCGAGUCCUAUCCCACCACCUCAAUCUCAGUCGUCAUUAUCAUUAAAUGGCGAGCGUUCCCCUAAACGCCAACGCACAAUCUCACCUGCCCCUAACUCGGGAACACCAUCUACAUCUCGUCCUCGAAUCCCGCUUCGAGCAAUGGGUGCCUCAUCAGCGAAACCUCCCCUCGGAGAGCAGUCACUAAACUCUGCUAUGAACGUCGAUUCUUCGCAGCCCACAAAUACCGGUGCAAGGCCAACGGAUGAGACCAGUGCUGAAGAAGGCGAGGUCUCAGACGCUGGCGUAAAUCGAAACAAUGCGCCGCAAAGAGAAGCAGUUGAGGAAGGUGAAGGGAGCGAAGAAGGCGAGAUUUAG